Molecule: messenger RNA, 531 nt
Organism: Malassezia pachydermatis
Lineage: Eukaryota; Fungi; Basidiomycota; Malasseziomycetes; Malasseziales; Malasseziaceae
Product: e2 ubiquitin-conjugating enzyme
Exons: 3
Coding region: 1-531 (176 amino acids)
Source: RefSeq, a predicted model, not a curated record
AUGAUCAAUCUUUGGAGCCAGCGAAAGGAAGCGGAUGAAGCACGGAAACAGCGGCCUAAAAUUUCACCGGCACAACUACGUGCACAAAAAGACUUGGCCGAGCUGGAUUUGCCACCGACAAUGCAAACACGGUUCCCUGAUCCAUCCAAUAUCAUGAACUUUGAGGUCCUUAUUCGCCCUGACGAGGGCAUGUACCGCGGUGGCGAGUUCCUCUUCACGAUCGCUAUCAACAACAACUACCCGCAUGACCCGCCGAAAGUCAAAGGCGUGGCAAAAGUAUACCACCCCAACCUUGAUUUGGACGGCAAUGUGUGCCUCAAUAUUCUGCGUGAAGACUGGAACCCGAUCCUAAACCUUAACUCUGUCUUGGUCGGCCUGCUCUUCCUGUUUCUCGACCCGAACCCAGACGAUCCACUCAACAAGGAAGCUGCCGAGGAACUGCGUCGCAACAAGGCGACGUUUGCUGCAGAUGUGCAGCGUGCUAUGCAGGGGGGUGUUGUGCGAGGCAUGCAAUACGAUCGUGUGCUAUAG